CGUAAAAAAUGACUAUUAAAGUUUUCGGACAUACUGCAUCUACUUAUAGUCUUGUAGUACUCCACGUUCUUAAAGAAUUAGGAUUAUCUUAUGAACUCAUUCAACUAAAUAGUUUUGAAGAAAUUAAAUCUCCAGAAUAUUUAGCUACCAAACAUCCUUUCGGAAGAAUUCCUUCUCUUAGCGAUGACGGAUUCCAAAUUUACGAAUGUAGGGCAAUAGCUCGUUAUUUGAUAAACAAAUAUCAAGGAACUAAAACUUCUACCGUUCUUAUUCCUUCUGAUGUACAAAAAGCCGCUUUGGUAGAACAAUUCAUUUCAGUAGAAACUUCUUAUUACACUCAACAUGUAGGUAAAUUGAUUUAUCAGUUAAUAUUCAAGAAAAUUCAUGGUAGUGAACCUGAUCUUAAAGUUGCUAACGAGGCUCGCGAAGAACUUGUGAAGACUUUAGAUGUCUAUGAAAAAUUAUUGGAGGGUAAAGAUUAUUUAACUGGGGAAUUCUCUCUAGCUGAUCUUCUUCAUAUUCCAUAUACUUUUUUCGCUAUUAACGUUGCUGGCGAAGGAGAUUUAUGA
Rhizophagus irregularis DAOM 181602=DAOM 197198 is the source of this 569-nucleotide messenger RNA. RefSeq lists its product as uncharacterized. Gene Ontology annotation, molecular function: glutathione binding; glutathione transferase activity. Gene Ontology annotation, biological process: glutathione metabolic process. Lineage: Eukaryota; Fungi; Glomeromycota; Glomeromycetes; Glomerales; Glomeraceae. Gene Ontology annotation, cellular component: cytoplasm. The record is from RefSeq and is a predicted model, not a curated record.